CUCUUCUUCCGACACUUGGAAUAAACAGCUGAUUCCAAGCAACACUUUCGAAGCUUUACUACAUCCCGUCUGAUUCUUUUGCAUCGUUUGCCCGCAAGCAAGAUGUCUGUCUCAGAAGCACAACAGCUCGCCGAAAUGAUUCUUCAAGCAGUCAAAGACAUUGAAGCCGACACGGCGGCACAAAUACCCGGCGGUAAGACGACCAAUAUCAAUUUGCCCACGGUGGCAGCUGAGGAUAACCUCGAGGCGACUCCGCAACGCCGCACAGCUUUAAGGACUUUGAAGGCGGCCACCCACCAGUUAUUGGCCACUCUGAUGCCGGUGGGCUUGCACGUCCAGGAGCUACAUUACUCCUUUCACCAGACCGCCGCGCUUGACACGGUCGUGCGGGCCCGGAUCGCCGACCUGAUCCACUCCAUCGACCCAGAUUCGAGUAAGGGAGGCGUGCAUGUCGCAGUGCUUGCCGAAAAUGCCGGCAUGGAUCCCCGAAAGCUCUCUCACAUCUUGCGUUUCCUCGCACUCCGCAAUGUCUUUUGUGAAUUGAAGCCAGGCUAUUGGGCAAACAAUCGAUGCUCUUUCCCUCUACGAACGGACUCGCCCAACACUAUCUGGAACGCCCUCGGUCAUCUCAGGGAAGAAAUUGCUUUGCCUGCUCUGGUUGAGCUCCCCGAGGUCUUGCUGGACAAGGAGGGUGGUCGGGCUCUCAGCUGGGAUCACAAAAAGAGUGCAUUCCAAAAAUAUUACGAGCCCGGGUGUGAUUUUUUUGAUUUUCUAGCGAAAUCUAAGGAUGGUUAUCGAGCUGAAAGGUUCGGAAAAACUAUGAUCGAGUUGUCCAGGUCUUGCGGCACUGGGGAUGCACAUUACAAAGGUUAUGAUUGGAAGAAACUCGGGGCGAAUGGGACCCUGAUCGAUGUUGGGGGUGGGAUCGGUGGACCUGCUUAUGCUAUUGCAAAUUAUCUUCCCGGAUGGAAGAUAGUUGUGCAAGACCGCGCAGAGGUAGCCAAAAGUGGAAAAGAAAACUACCAGAAAAUAGGCUCAACGGCUAACCUAGAAUUCGAGGAAGUCGACUUCCUAAAGGCCCAACCGGCUCAUAGGGUCCAGGGAGCAGAUGCCUACUUCCUGCGACACAUUCUACAUGAUUGGCCCGCCAAGGCCUGCGUAGAAAUAUUGACCCAUUUACGGAGAGCCGCAAAGCCGACGACCCGGUUGUUGAUUGCUGAGACUGGGGUCGAGCCGCCACUGAUUGACCAACAAUCGCCGAUUCUUUCCAACGGUGGGAUGGCGGCGUCCUUAUCCCACACAUACUGCCUGUCGAUGAUGACUGUCUUCAACGCGGAGGAGCGUAGCAAGCAAGAUUUCGACGACAUCUUCAAGAGUGCUGGGUGGAAGCUCGACUCGGUUUCAAAUCUAACCACCAUCUUAGAUCGCUUCAUCUACGAAGGCGUCCCGGACCCUUCCUGGGAGCAGUGAAUGAAUGGAUACACGAGUCUAAGCUUGGAUAGAUUGCAAACCACUCAACUUUUUCUGUCUUUUUUCUUUUUGCUAAGCUUGAAACCAGAACAACGUGCCGACGCACGUUGUUCUGAUAACCCAGCUACCACCUGAGAGCGUUUUGUUUCUGGGAUAUUACUCCGUUAUAUGUGUUGUAUUUUAUGUUUCAUUUCUACUGAGAUGUGUUUCCUGCUUGGUCAAUCGAUGUGUGUCUUUUUCUCUUCCCCAUUUCCGAUUACAGCGUGAAAAUCAAUAAAUCCGAUAUCUUGCC
Puccinia graminis f. sp. tritici CRL 75-36-700-3 is the source of this 1762-nucleotide messenger RNA. RefSeq lists its product as uncharacterized. Gene Ontology annotation, molecular function: O-methyltransferase activity. The record is from RefSeq and is a predicted model, not a curated record. Lineage: Eukaryota; Fungi; Basidiomycota; Pucciniomycetes; Pucciniales; Pucciniaceae. The coding region runs from base 103 to 1470 and encodes 455 amino acids. The transcript is spliced from 4 exons.